UACAAAAACCAUACAAAUAUUUAAUGUUUUUUUUCAAAGCUGAGCGCAUAAACCUAGAUUUUCUUUAGCUGAAGGUUAGUUUUAUCUUUAAAGAUGCUCAGAAUUAGCCAUGGAGCAAUCUGUCACGCGAGGCAAAGACACUGAACCUCAGAGGCACUCAAAUUCAGAGGACAAUGGCUGAGAACCAAUAGAUUCCAAACGAAUUUCCUGUAAACGACCUUCGUACAAGCGGAACAACAAAGAGACAAAUCUAGACUCUUGAUGAUCUCCACUUCCCACUCUUCCACCACCGCAAUAAAGAGUACUUACAUUAUGUUUUGGUUUAAUAACAAUUAUUACCGACCAAGCAGCAAGUACAUAAAACUUGAUGGGUCUUACGAGCAUAAAUAAUACUCGUACUUGUAUAACAGCCUCAGCAUCAGUUGACGGCAGACCGACCGACCGACCUACCGACAAUUGCAGGCGCAGCUGAAGUCUCAAGGUCAGGUUGCAGGCUAAAUUUAACAUUGAAACUGCAUUGUCUGCGGCCAAGCGUUAAUGGGGAGUGGCCGGCAGCGUCCGCCCCAACCGGUUACACUGCAAAAGAUCUGACAAUCUGUUGCAGCUUCUUCUCCCUCUUCUUCUUUUGGUUCAAUUUGGCGAUUUCAAAAGAGAAACAAAAGCCACGUAAGGCCCGGCGUGACAUUGAAUUGUAAAUGCAGGAGAUAAAAUAAAACGUGGAACGCAUAAAGUUUACACAAAACGAAGCACAGCAAAGGAAAAGAAGUAAAUAAAAUGUAAGCCGACAUCCGAUGCAUGUGAAACUCUUUUUUUUUUUUUGCGCGAAAACCCACAGUGGCGCUGCCCUAGAGAUGAAAGCGUGAGUUGGUGGUUGGCUGAUCUGUGCUUUUCUACCUGUGUUCUAGCUAUUGAAGUGUUGUUUUUGCUUUCUUCUAGCUGUCCGAAGCCUUUCGCAGGUAGUCACGACCGCUGUCAGACCCACCCCAUCGCCAAAGCUCUCUCGCGUGCACAAACAACAACCGCUACGUUUUUGCAGUGCCUGCUCCGCUGCUGUUUGCGCUUUAUCCAAUUCACUGCUGGCUCACCUCCCCUCCCCAGUCCCUUCCUUCUCAUUUAUCCACGGGUCAGCUGCUGCCGCUCUGCUUCUUCGCUGUAAAAGACAUUGACAUUUUUUUAGCACUCUUACUUUUUUGUUUGACAGCGAACAAGGGGUCAAAUGACUUUGAUUAGAAGUUAGUCACUCAGCGAAAAAAGUUUGUCUGAGAAUAAGAAUGGUUUAUAUUAAUGAUUAGCAUCUAAAGUAGAGGUGCUAAGUGAUGUCCAGCUAUUAUGCGUAGUCAUUAUCAUGUACGCUUAUACCAUAGCUACCAUGGUAAGAACCAAUCAGUAAGGGUAUCAAAGCUUCGGCUCACGGUGAAUGGCUUUACUUUCUUGUGCUCUCUCUCCCCGUAGCUCUCUCACUCACUCUCUGUUUCUCUGUACUUUGACUUUGUUGUCGUUGUUUAAUGGUUUUAUACAUCUUUUGUAGCUGUUGCGUUUGUUGUUGUCGGUGCGGUGCCAUCGCAUUACGUCACUUUCACUGUAGUUUGCGGCUUAAGUCAGCAUUUGUUGAUUGUUGCUUUUGCUGCUUCUGCCGCUGCUUCUGCCGCUGCUUCUCUGCUUCUGCUUUGGUCCGUUGUUUGCACUUGUUUUUGGUACAAACAAGCAAAUUGCAAUAAAAAUGCUUGAAUUUAUGGUCCACUGGCAUACAUACACACACACAGACAUAUAUUUUUCGUUUGGGAUGAUUUAUCUGAGACUUUUGUUCAGCUUUUGGGUCACGACGGGCAGCGGCGGAUGCAACGGCACAAUUUAUGUCCGUUUACAGGGCAAACUUUGCUGUUAUUUUUUUGGUUCAAGUUCAUCAGUUCGCUGGCUGCACUCGCCACUGGUUCCAGGCUCCGCAGUGGAAUCGUUGCCACUAAUUUACAUGUUGUUAAACAGCAAAAACUAUUAAAAAUACUGUGAUCAUAUUCAGUGUUAACAUAAACACGGCACGCAUACGCCCGGCCGAUUCGGUAUGCCAUCAUUGUUAGGGUCAUGAGGUUUGAUAAGAAUCUACCGAAAAAUAUCGCCAUUAGUGAGUCCAACGGGGCCUGACUAAAUGGGAACCCAAACGAGGCAAAUUUCUCAAUCACCGCGUGGCGGGGCGGCUAGUUCCGAUUGAUCCACUGGGACCAUGGGACCACUGCAAAGCCUGACCUUGGGCCUCAUUUGCAUGGCAGCGAAAGCCUGCGGCGUGAGUCUCCCUAUCAAACCGUCAGAGAUUCGCAUUAAUUUAGUGUUCCAUGGAUUCGCAGCUCAAUCUGCAAAUAGAUAAAUUACAUGCGACAUCUUUUGUGCCAAAUGAGAUCUACUUCAGCACGAGCAUCGACCACCUGGAGGACAUCAACUUUAAUAUGACCAUCAAAGUGCCCUUUCCCGGCAAACUCCUCAUGCACAUCUUUGUGCGGAAGCUCUCGGACACGCCGGGGGGUGCGGACAUCAGCGAUUUGAUGCGCCUGAAGAACCGGGAUCUGUGCAAGGUGCUCGACUCGCUGCGGAACAUCUCCACGGAUCAUGGGCAGGGCGAGAGCCUGCUGCCGUCCACCUUCUUCGUAUCGUGUCCCCUGGUGCCGGGAUUCUACUACGUGGCCAGCAGUCCCAUCGAUGUAAAGUUAUUUUCCUUUCGCGUGCCCGAUGGCAGAUAUCUGGCCAUGCUGGAACUGGUGCAGGUCUACGAGGAGGUCAUCAAACUGGCAACCUGCAGAAUUCAGUUUAGCAUGAAGACGCCACCGGGUUAUGUGGAGAAAUCAGUUAUGAAAAGCAGUGAGGAGGAGGAAACAGAGCAGGAGGAGCCACAGCAGGAAGAGUCUUCCAAGGAGCAGCCAGAAGAUGCUUCAGAUGUGGUCUUAGAUGACUAUGAAUAAACCUUUAGACCUGCCGCAACUUUUUUUACCAUUUACAUAUCUGUCGGUCAUCUUCUUGUCUGUGCGAAAUCAAAUUUAUUGCCAACGCCCGAAGCGGCUUAAACGAAUUGACACAUUUCACACAUGGCCAGCGGCGGAGUCGAGCCCAUGCCAAUUUAAUUGGCCAUCCCCAGGGGCAUGGGAAACAAAACCCUAAGAAACAGCUACAGAUGGAUGACAAUGAUCCAUUGUUGCAUCGAUUUUAUAUGCAGCUGAUGGUUGGUAGAUAUUUUUUAUACCAAUCUCUGGCAUGUCUUGACAACUGGUAACAUUAUGCGUGUGUGUGGGGGGCCGGGGCCCCAUGCCAUCUGUGUUUUUAUUCUCUAAAUCCAUUUAAUUUACAUA
This is a messenger RNA of Drosophila subobscura, 3332 nucleotides long. RefSeq lists its product as uncharacterized. Lineage: Eukaryota; Metazoa; Arthropoda; Insecta; Diptera; Drosophilidae. The record is from RefSeq and is a predicted model, not a curated record. Bases 2328 to 2948 code for a protein of 206 amino acids. The transcript has a single exon.